AAUGAUCCGAUGGGAUUGGUAUCGUAGCGUGAAAAGGUAGCAGCAAUUGGUUUCACCAUGCCCCAAGUGGAACACAUUCCAGUGCGAUUACGGAUCAAACUCCAAGCCUUGGCUUUGUGGGUACUCUUGAGCCUGCCCAGUAUUCUCGUGACAUUGGGGCUGUUCUUCUCACCUUCUUCAUCAAGUGAGGAGGACACAGAAGAAAUCCCUCCGGAACAUCAUCAUCAGCCACAACCAUCAGUGUCCUCCGUACCUGAAAGUGAGGUCGAUCGUUUACCCAUUGGGGCAGAAUCUCAUUUGACUCAUGAAGGGAGUCUGGUGUACGAAGAGCAAGAGCAAUACACUUGUUACGAGAACUACACGGAGUAUCGGCCACUUUACGACAAUGCGCAAUUCUGGAUUGAAGGCAUCUUGCUAUUCUUUGUGGGGCUCUUUGGGAUCCUGGGCAACGUGUUGGCUCUGGCAGUUCUCCGCAAAGGGAAAAACACGAAGUUUAACCAACUCUUGGUGUAUAUGUCCGUCACGGAUAUUGUGCUAAUCGUAUUCUUUACCUUGAUGUCCUCCUUCACGGUGCUGGCCAGUGAACCGGUGUGGUUCAAAUUGUUGUUCCCCUACUUCCUCUGGCCCUUGGGUAAUAUUGCAAUAACGGCCAGUGUCCUAAUGGUCGUGGCCGUUUCUACAGAGAGGUUUUUGGCUAUUUGUCGGCCUUUGCAAUAUAAGCCCAGUCCGAUCUUUUACGUGACUCUCGUGAUGCUGAUUUCGAUGGCUGUUAAUACUGGACGAUUUCUCGAGUUCGAAUUGGUCCUGCCAAUCCAUAACGGGUCCUCAGACGCCUCUGGUGAAUACAAUUUCAAGCAGACUGAGCUCAUGGCGGAUGAGCGAUACAUCGUUUUCAGUCGAUAUUGGAAUGAAAUUGUGGUGAUGGGCAUCCUUCCCUUGUUAGGAUUGAUCCUUCUCAACUAUGGAAUCUACACAAAGAUUAGGAAGUCGAAUAAGUUCCGCAAGCUCCACGACAAAUCCCAUUGCUCGUUGAACAGCUCAAACCGCCGUCAACUCGAGUCUCACGCCACGCCUCGAUGUCAACGCCCCCGACCCCCGGUCAGUCGACAACCAUCUGCAAUGUAUUCUGGAGAUCAGCAAUUGUUUCCACCCAACGACCUUUGUAGCACGGGUCCACCAUUGAGUGACAAUGUCAUUCCCAGUCACGGACUAAGUACAACGCCCAUUGAGAGGCGAAGGUCUGCUGGCAUUCAUCAAAAUCAACAACAUCCCAACCACCACCACCACCACCACCAACAACAACAGCAGCAGCAACAGCAACAGCUCAACAAUCAUCACCAUCGGCCUCACGGAUCUGGAAGUUCUGCCAGUGAGAGGUCAACCAAGCUUUUGGUGGGCAUAGUGCUCGUAUUCUUGGUCUGCCACGUGUUUCGUUUGGUGAUUCAAUUAGAUGCCGUGGUUCAUCCGUCCAUUCUCGGUGGGCGUCACAAUGAGUAUUGCUUAGAACGUGGCUAUUUCCCGUCGCCAGUGGCGGUCUGGAUACUGACUAGCUUCAACAACUUCUUUUUGGUUUUCAACUCGAGCAUCAAUUUUGUUGUCUACUGUCUAAUGGGCCGAAGCUUUCGAAACACGCUGGUAGAUAUGUUUCGAAUUCGAUCGACUGAUUCUAAUGCUCACUUGAACCGCCGUCGAGGACCGAACAUUACCGACAAUGGAGACCGAAAACUGGGUCUAACGCAAUUGAAUCAAUCGGGUAUGAUGCCAUUGACUCCCAGCGGAGAACAACGGAAUCGAGCCCCUUACGACCAUUACCCAUGUCACUCGCCCAAUUCCGUUUCGUACCCAUCUUGCUCGCCCCCCUUAGGAGAUUUGGACCGGACCAUUUCGGUGAAGCAACUGGUUCCACAUCCCAUUUGCCCUUCAGGUCAAACCAGUGACGUGUGAAGUCCUCUCGUCAGCUGCCAUCCUGUGAAGAAAAAUCAAUGUGUUGGUUGGUGUCCAAUGUGUGUGUGAGAUCGUGAUCCAUGAUGGCUCAUGGAAAUUAUUGUCACUCUUUCAGAAGACUCCUCCUGUAGAGAGAAUAUUGCUAGUUUGAAAGAACACUGAGUUUUGUUAUUGUGCUGACUGGGCUACAAUGUCUAUCGCAAGACCUUGAGGAAAUUUUCAAGUCCCCGGAAUUGCUCUGAAUGAGAAAUUCCUCACAUCAUGGACUAUAGCAAUCCUACAUAUAUCGUCGUCUGACAUCCGACUCGUAAAUAUAUACUACAUCUUUGUGACUUGGA
Messenger RNA from Tigriopus californicus, 2282 nucleotides. RefSeq lists its product as uncharacterized. Gene Ontology annotation, biological process: G protein-coupled receptor signaling pathway. Lineage: Eukaryota; Metazoa; Arthropoda; Copepoda; Harpacticoida; Harpacticidae. Gene Ontology annotation, cellular component: membrane. Gene Ontology annotation, molecular function: G protein-coupled receptor activity. The record is from RefSeq and is a predicted model, not a curated record.